Molecule: messenger RNA, 411 nt
Organism: Dentiscutata erythropus
Lineage: Eukaryota; Fungi; Glomeromycota; Glomeromycetes; Diversisporales; Gigasporaceae
Source: the annotation of a GenBank genome assembly
UUUAUUUCACUCUUGCUUUGAUAUCUACCUUUGUUUCUUUCAAAUUGUAUCAACAAUUUGGUUGGAAUAUUUACAAAAAGAUUGGUGCUGAUGUGAAAAUUAAAAAAUUAUAUAUGAAACGUCUUGUCUUCGUAACAUUGCUGAAAUAUGAAUUGUAUUUUUUUCUCUUAUUCUUAAUAUUAAACGGUUUAAGAUUUCUUGGUUCUGGUUUUGAUGGAUUUUACUGGAAUUUUCAUACUUUUGAAAGUGUUUUAGGCUUUUUUAUAGCAUUACUGGCUUAUCAAUCGAUUAGAUUGGAAUGGAAAAAUGGAAUGUGUAUAUUUUCUCUCUUAUGGGUCACUUACAUUCUUGAUUCCUUCUGGGUAGUUUAUCUCAGUGCCUUUGUUCAUUGGUAUUUUUUAACCUUUUGGG